Dermacentor andersoni is the source of this 495-nucleotide messenger RNA. Lineage: Eukaryota; Metazoa; Arthropoda; Arachnida; Ixodida; Ixodidae. The record is from RefSeq and is a predicted model, not a curated record.
AUGUCCACAGCCCGAGGCGUCCACUACACGGCAGGCGCGAUGCUGGGCAUCCAAGCAAGAGCUGAGUUCGAGGAGCGCUGGUUGCUUCAGCAGCAGAUGCAACAGCAACAGCAGCUCGCCCAGCAGGGCUACGGCAGCUCGAGCAGCACCAGCUCGACCGGCUCCAACCGGAACCACAACCACCACGGCACCAAGAACGGCACUUCCGGUUCCGGGGGUUCGCACCACCACCAGGGCUCCUCGGUGGCGUCGGGCGGGGGAACGGGAGGCGGCACCGGCGGCGGCGGUCACCACCACCGGACGUCCUCGUCUUCCUCCGCGGCCGUGGACACCCGGAGGUCCACCGGUGGCGGCGUCGGCUCCAAGUCUCCCGGCGUCGGCGACGACAACAGCUGCGGCAGCUACGGCGACAGCUCGGCGGCCCCGAGCUCGCCGACACCGCUGUCGACCACGUCCGAGUCGAGCCGGAGUCCGAGCCCUCGGCCGCCCCAAUGA